Fusarium redolens is the source of this 722-nucleotide messenger RNA. RefSeq lists its product as uncharacterized. NCBI's taxonomy places the organism in Eukaryota, Fungi, Ascomycota, Sordariomycetes, Hypocreales, Nectriaceae. The record is from RefSeq and is a predicted model, not a curated record. The coding region runs from base 387 to 722 and encodes 111 amino acids. The transcript has a single exon.
AUGCAUGAGAAUUGCCAAUGGCUGGACAUUCUUGCAAUCUUAUGUGAUUCUUUUACUCCGGAGAUAAAAAGAUUGGACGAGGCGACGACGGAGGGAAUUUGAUCCGGCUGUUCCGGUUUGCAGACUGGUGCAGAGACUAUGGGAUCAAGUUCAAGUUGAAUACGGUUGUCAACAUCCACAAUUGGAAUGAAGACAUGUCAGCUGAAAUUGAGAGACUCGCACCCUUUCGAUGGAAAGUGUUUUAGUGUCUGCUAGUUGCUGGCGAGAAUGAAGAUGCGACCCGACUGCGAGAUGCGAGGACCCUCCUCGUGAAUGACGAACAAUGGAAGACAUUCUGCGACCGGCAUAAACAUCUUCCAUCCUACGUCCCAGAGGAUGCAACGGCUAUGGCGAGCAGGUACUUGCUUCUGGAUGAAUGCAUGUGCCUUUUGGACAAGGGCGAGGGCAUUAUCACAAAGAGUGAAUCAAUCUUGAAGGUCGGCGUUGAGAAAGCAAUGGGCCAGGUUGUCUGGAGGGUUCGUUCAUCAAUCGCGGCGGCAUUUAUGACUGGGACAGAUCGGAUAUGGUGCAAGAAAGUGGUUGCAGCGGGGGCAGUAGUGAAAAGCUGCAGUGGUGAUAGUCAUUGUUUCGAUUCAUCGGUUCAUUCGGGCUGUGAGGUCAAUGCAGGAAAUGAUCAUAGUGUUAACAAACCGUACCCAAAUGACCAGCAACGCUGUUGGUAA